Molecule: messenger RNA, 4534 nt
Organism: Rhineura floridana
Lineage: Eukaryota; Metazoa; Chordata; Lepidosauria; Squamata; Rhineuridae
Gene: DROSHA
Product: drosha ribonuclease III
Exons: 33
Coding region: 173-4231 (1352 amino acids)
Biological process (GO): pre-miRNA processing; rRNA processing; regulation of gene expression
Cellular component (GO): nucleus
Molecular function (GO): double-stranded RNA binding; ribonuclease III activity
Source: RefSeq, a predicted model, not a curated record
GAGCAGCGGCAGCUCCAUGUGCGUCCCGGGCCUGAUCACGAGAAUGUUGGCUGGCUUGGAACCGCCUGAACGCUCUGGCCGCCCAAACGCACAGACACACGGAGCCAAACUCAAAAGACCUGAUCGCCCUUCCUUCCCUUCUCUCCUUCACUCUGUGCGAAAGAGAUAAACGAUGUCUUUCCAUUCCGGGCGAGGGUGUCCCCGGGGCCGAGGCGGAACUGCAGUAAGAACUUCGACACCAACUUUUCGCCCCCAGAAUUUUACACAGCUCCAUCCUCAGCAGCCUUCAGUGCAGUAUCCAUAUGACCAGCAAACUGUGACCCCAACUACUUAUGUGAACCCUCCCGCUGCAAGCUACAUGCCUUCUAGGCCAGAGUUUGUUCCGUAUCCGCCACCGAUCCCCCCGUCACCACAGAGUACCAUCACCCAGUGUCCCCUGCGGCCACCUUUUGCAGGUCACCAAGUGAGGCAGACGUUUCCACUUCCUCCUUGCUUUCCUCCAGCUCCACCCCCUGUCCCAAAUCCUGGUAACCCCUCCAUCUCAACAAACACGACUGGGCAAAACACAUUUCCUUAUAUGAUGCCACCUCCAUCCAUAUCGCAUCCUAUUCCACCUCCAGUAAUGCCUCAACAAAUUAAUUAUCAGCCCAUAUACUCCUCAUCGUAUCCCCAGCAGACCUUUCCCCCUCCUAAUUUUAAUAGUUACCAACACAACACAAACUCUUACCAGAGCAACAGCAGCAGCAAUGCUAACAGCAGUAGUAACAGCAGCAGUAAUUUCCGACACACCAGUCAGUAUCCGAUAGAGAAAUCCCAGACUGAACGGAGAUCUCCAGAGAGAAGUAAGCACUACGAUGAGCAUCGUCAUCGGGACCACGGGCACGGGGAUCGACAUCGGUCCACCAGUCAUGGCGAUCGGCGGGAUCGAGGGAGGAGCCCAGAUAGGAGACGGCAAGAAAGUAGUCGGCAUAGGUCAGAUUAUGUCAGAGGACGGACACCGCCCCGUCACAGAAGUUAUGAAUGGUACAGGGAACGACAACGGGAAAGACACAGACACCGUGACAGCCGCCGAUCGCCAUCUACAGAGAGGUCCUGUAGAAAGGAUCACAAGAGAACAGGAAGUCAGUCUCCUGGUCAAGACCGAAAGAGGACUCGCUGGGAAGAUGACAGGGAGCGGUGGCCGGAAAAUACCAGCAGAGAGAAGAGCUACACCUCCAUUAAGGACAAAGAGCCAGACGAGGCUGUCGUUGAAAAACAUGAGGAGGAGGAGGAGGAGGACCAGCUGAAGCCUGUGUGGGUUCGUUGCACCCAUUCGGAAAGCUACUAUUCAAAUGACCCCAUGGAUCAAGUGGGCGAUUCCACUGUAGUUGGAACGAGCCGGCUCAGAGAUUUAUAUGAAAAAUUUGAAGAAGAGCUGGGAAAGCGUCAAGCAAAAGCCAAAGCAGCCAGGCCGCCAUGGGAGCCACCCAAGACCAAACUGGACGAAGAUGUAGGAAGCUUUUGGUGCAGCCCUCCAGAUACCGUAUCAGGUUUGAAUGCAGGGAGCUCCAGCGACUCUGACUGCGAGUCGGAUGAUGACAGCUGCUCUAGCAGCUCAGAUUCGGAGGUUUUUGACGUCAUCGCUGAAAUUAAACGGAAGAAGGCUCACCCGGAUCGGCUGCAUGAGGAGCUGUGGUACAAUGACCCCGGGCAGAUGAAUGAUGGACCUCUGUGCAAAUGCAGUGCUAAAGCCAGACGAACGGGAAUAAGGCAUGGAAUCUAUCCUGGGGAAGAGCCCAUUAAACCCUGUCGACCCAUGACCAACAAUGCUGGAAGGCUGUUCCACUACCGCAUUACCGUGUCACCUCCUACAAACUUUUUAACCGACAGACCAACUGUAAUAGAGUACGAUGAUCACGAGUACAUCUUUGAAGGAUUUUCCAUGUUUGCGCAUGCUCCGCUCACUAAUAUUCCUCUGUGUAAAGUAAUCAGAUUUAACAUCGAUUAUACAAUUCAUUUCAUUGAGGAGAUGAUGCCUGAAAAUUUUUGUGUGAGAGGCUUGGAAUUGUUCUCUUCAUAUCUGUUUAAAGAUAUUCUGGAACUCUACGACUGGAAUCUUAUAGGCCCUUCAUUCGAAAAUGACAAUACUUCCUGUCCCCGAUUUCAUUUCAUGCCCCGUUUUGUAAGGUUUCUUCCAGAUGGAGGGAAGGAAGUGCUGUCUAUGCACCAGAUUCUGCUGUAUUUGCUGCGCUGCAAUAAACCAUUGGUGCCGGAAGAGGAGAUUGCCAAUAUGUUGCAGUGGGAGGAGCUCGAAUGGCAGAAAUAUGCAGAGGAAUGCAAAGGGAUGAUCGUUACCAGCCCUGGCAUGAAACCCAGCUCAGUUCGUAUUGAUCAACUGGAUCGUGAGCAGUUCAACCCUGAUGUGAUUACCUUCCCCAUUAUUGUCCACUUUGGGAUACGACCGGCUCAACUCAGCUAUGCUGGAGACCCACAAUACCAAAAACUCUGGAAAAGUUAUGUGAAAUUGCGCCACCUGCUGGCUAACAGUCCCAAAGUGAAGCAGGCAGAUAAGCAGAAACUGGUGCAAAGAGAAGAAGCAUUGCAGAAGAUUAGGCAGAAAAACACCAUGAGGCGUGAAGUGACUGUUGAGCUAAGUAGCCAAGGAUUCUGGAAAACUGGCAUUCGCUCUGAUGUCUGUCAGCAUGCCAUGAUGCUGCCUGUCCUGACUCACCACAUCCGCUACCACCAGUGUCUGAUGCAUUUGGAUAAACUGAUAGGCUAUACUUUUAAAGACCGCUGUUUAUUGCAGCUUGCCAUGACUCAUCCAAGCCAUCACUUAAACUUUGGGAUGAAUCCAGACCAUGCCAGAAAUUCCUUGUCAAAUUGUGGGAUCCGGCAACCCAAAUACGGAGAUAGGAAAGUCCACCAUAUGCAUAUGAGGAAAAAAGGCAUAAACACCUUGAUCAAUAUCAUGUCACGUCUUGGACAAGAUGAUCCAACUCCUUCCAGGAUCAACCACAAUGAACGCUUAGAAUUUUUGGGAGAUGCUGUGGUUGAAUUUUUAACUAGUGUUCAUUUAUACUACCUGUUUCCAAGCCUAGAGGAAGGAGGGUUAGCCACGUACCGCACCGCCAUUGUUCAGAACCAACAUCUUGCCAUGCUGGCUAAGAAGCUGGAGCUGGAUCGAUUUAUGCUUUAUGCUCAUGGGCCUGAUCUUUGCCGAGAAUCAGAUCUGCGCCAUGCAAUGGCCAACUGCUUUGAAGCAUUGAUAGGGGCAGUUUACUUGGAGGGAAGUCUUGAAGAAGCCAAACAACUCUUUGGACGCCUGCUCUUUAAUGACAAGGACCUGCGGGAAGUAUGGCUUAAUUAUCCGCUACACCCUCUCCAACUGCAAGAGUCCAAUACUGACCGACAGUUGAUUGAGACGUCUCCUGUCCUCCAGAAAUUGACUGACUUCGAGGAAGCAAUUGGAGUCAUUUUUACUCACGUUCGACUUCUGGCCCGGGCUUUCACUUUGAGAACAGUAGGAUUUAACCAUCUGACUCUGGGCCAUAAUCAGAGGAUGGAAUUCUUGGGUGAUUCCAUAAUGCAGCUGGUCGCCACAGAGUACUUAUUCAUACACUUCCCAGAUCAUCAUGAAGGCCACCUAACGCUGCUGCGAAGCUCUCUAGUCAACAACAGGACGCAGGCCAAAGUGGCAGAAGAACUGGGCAUGCAGGAGUUUGCCAUUACAAACGACAAGACCAAGCGGCCUGUGGCCUUGCGAACAAAGACGCUAGCAGAUCUUUUGGAAUCCUUUAUUGCUGCUCUGUACAUAGAUAAGGAUUUAGAAUAUGUCCACACCUUCAUGAACGUCUGCUUUUUCCCACGACUGAAGGAAUUCAUUUUAAACCAGGACUGGAAUGAUCCAAAAUCCCAGCUCCAGCAAUGCUGUUUAACUCUUAGAACAGAAGGAAAGGAGCCAGACAUCCCUCUGUAUAAGACUCUGCAAACAGUUGGACCUUCUCAUGCCAGGACAUACACAGUAGCUGUUUAUUUCAAAGGCGAAAGAAUAGGAUGUGGUAAAGGGCCAAGCAUUCAACAAGCAGAGAUGUGUGCAGCAAUGGAUGCCUUGGAAAAAUAUAACUUUCCUCAGAUGGCCCAUCAGAAACGAUUCAUUGAACGGAAGUACAGACAAGAGCUUAAAGAAAUGAGGUGGGAAAGAGAACAUCAGGAAAGAGAGCUGGAGGAGGCGGAAGACACCAGGAAAUAAGUGAUAGCCAUGGAAGCAAACGGUGGAUUUGCUUAUUUAAUAACUUUGACGGUGGCCGAGCCUAGUUUCAUGUAAAUGAGUGAAUGAAUUCUGCUCAUUGAGUCAUGUUUAAUGCUUAAUUGUAGCUUUUUUCAAGAAUGUGUUUUAUUCCGUUUUUAGCUAGUAAAGUUUUAUUCGUAAGGCUUAACAAAAUAAUUUCUUUUAAUAUUCUUCCUGAAGAAUUGUGCUUUUGUUUUCUACCUUCAGUUUGUGGAAUAAUAAAGCGUUUUAUUUCAGAAUAUGUAACAGUCUCAAAAAAGAAAA